AGAUGCAUUCCUAUUGGCUUACCGCGAGGUAUUUAAGGGAAAGCGCGGUGAUUUCCUACGUCAGAGGCCCUGAUCCUUCUCAACAUGGGACGGAUUUCAUUGUUGUGGGCCGGGGUACUUCUUUUGGCAUUCAUUGCAACAGAAAGUACCGAUGCACGAGUAUGUCGGACGAACCUGGACAUCGGCUUUGUCCUGGAUGCUUCAGGCAGCGUGAGAGCGAAUCGCUUCAAAAUGUGCCUGAAUUUCAUCAACAAACUAGUGAAUUCUUUCCACAUUGGUCCGCAUAAUACGCGUAUCGGUAUAGUGCGAUACAGCACAAGGCCUUCCGGGAUCUUCCGGUUUACAAGUUAUCGGAACAAGCAUAGUACGAAGCACAGAGUAAAUCGAAUUCGCUACACUGGCGGAUGGACCAGGACUGGCGCUGCGAUCAACUAUGCCCGAAGGUACUUGUACCAGCACAACCGGCGUAGAGGCGUCCGUAAAGUCCUAAUUGUUAUGACUGAUGGCAAGUCACAAGACAGCGUGGUCGGCGCGUCGCGUAGCGUAAAACGUAUGGGAAUCGAGGUCUUCGCUAUUGGCAUCGGACGCGGAUACCGCCGAAGCGAGUUGAACCAGAUGGCAACCGAUCGUAAUCACGUGCUCACUGCUAGGUUCCGAGAUCUUCACAAGAUUAUUGGCAAGAUCAAAUAUCGCGCCUGCAAAGGGCCUGGGAGACCUCCAAGGCGACCAAGUGCUAAAAAAAGGGUCUACAUUACAACACACUUGACUGCCAUCAGCAUCGGAUGCUUCCGUGACACCGGUCGCCGCGCCAUUCCACCAAUGGAGGGCAAGAGUAAGCUGCUCAAGGGCAGUUACCCCAGGCGACGAUACGCGAUCCAGAAAUGCGCGCUUGUGGCUGCUAGACGCGGAUGGCGCGUGUUCGCUGUUCAAAAUGGCGGCUGGUGUGCGACUAGCAGUAGAGCUCAUCUCACGUACAGACGAUAUGGAGAAUACAAUAGAUGCAGAAAGGAUGGCGAAGGUGGACCCUGGGCCAACCAGGUCUACAAAUUACAUGGCUCUUGUCGUAAGCGCACAACCAAGGGUAACUGCUGCGUGUUCCCGUUCGUGUACCGCGGCAAACGCUACAACAGCUGCACACGAGCUCGGCACAACCGCCCCUGGUGUGCUAUAACUCCCAACUACGACGUCGAUAAACUCUGGGGCAAUUGCGCAGGGGGAGCGGCCCGUCCAUUCUUUGUGACUCCAAGUGUCAGAGUUCAACACCUUGGCUGCUGGCGAGACACUGGUCGCCGUGCGAUCCCUCAACUCGAUGGCAAGUUCGCGCUCAUUCGUGGAAACUAUCAAAGAAGACGCAAUGCAAUUCGUAGAUGCGCUUUGGUGGCCGCUCGCCUUGGAUACCGUGUGUUUGGUGUUCAAAACGGAGGCUGGUGUGCAUCAGGACCACGUGCACAGCACACGUACAGGAAAUACGGAAAAUCUAACAGAUGUCGCAACGGCAAGGGAGGACCUUGGGCGAACGACGUUUACAUGAUUUCGGGCAAAUGUCGCAAACGCACUACCAAGGGCGAUUGCUGCGCGCUCCCAUUUGUAUACCGUGGAAGGCGAUACAGCUCGUGCACUCGAGUCAACAGCAAACGAGGACCGUGGUGCUCCCUCACUAAUAAUUAUGACAAGGACAGGAAAUGGGGGUACUGCAGAGGGUACCGUCCGAAGCCCAGACCCCGCCCCCCACCACGCCCUGUCCGACCCGCUCAGUACUCCUACAUCCACCCCUUCACUCAUGUGGGUUGCUAUAGAGACAAAGCCAGCAGAGCGCUUAGCAAGUAUCUCGGCCACUACAAGAGAAACGCCAUUCAGAAGUGUUACAGCCAAGCGCAACGGCGCGGGUGGCGCAUGUUCUCCGUACAAGCGGGAGGAUAUUGCUUCUCUGGCCCUAACGCUCACGUCACAUACCGUAAGUACGGUAACCACAACACGUGCAGAAACUACAAAGGAGGACAUUGGGCCAAUUCUGUAUACAGCAUUAACACAGUCAUGCCACCUAAAAGAUGGCACGGCAAGCCUUUUGGUUGGCUCGGAUGCUAUCUUGAUAGGCACGUACGAGCUCUGCCUGUUCUUCUCGGAAGAUUCCGUGGACGUAAUGCGGUCAUGCGCUGUUACCACCAAGCAAACCGCCGCGGCUACAGAGUGUUCUCCAUGCAGGCGCACAACGAGUGUCGGUCAGGCCCUAAGGCUCAUACCAGCUACUCCAUGUAUGGUCGACGAGGAGGCUGUUCACACGGGACCGGCGGUGGCUGGCGUAACGACGUCUACGCUAUUCUUUCACGAGUGGGUAUCCCAAGACCCGCCCUGGGCAUGCAGAGUCGUAAAAUCCCCAACAAUGCAAUUCGCGCGUCGUCUCAAUGGGACCGCAACCACGGUCCUGAAAGGGCGCGUCUGCACAUCCAUCGUGGAAGAGGCAAGACUGGUGCUUGGUCAGCGAGACGCAACAACCGUUACCAGUGGAUCCAGGUUGACCUGAGAAGCAGAGCUGUUAUCAAGUUGAUCGCUACCCAAGGGCGACAGGAUCUGGACCAAUGGGUAGAGAGCUAUGAUAUCUUCUACAGCAACGGUGGACGGAAGUUUAAAAAAUACCCACGGAGAUUCGCCGGUAACUACGAUCGCCACACCGUGGUCACUCGUGUUUUAAGACCACGCAUUUAUUGUCGCUUCAUCCGCUUCUAUCCCAAAGACUGGUAUGGCCACAUCUCCAUGAGGAUCGAGCUCUACGGGAAGCGAUUUGGAGGAGCACUGCCUCUGCCAGCACCUCUACCACGCCCAUUACCAACACACUACAUCUACCACUACACCCGGGUUGGUUGCUUCAACGACAGAGGGCGCCGAGCUCUACCGCACUACUUUGGUCGGUUCUCCAAGGGCGCCAUCCACAAGUGUUUCAAUCUUGCGUACAAAAAGGGCUACAGAAUGUUCUCGAUACAGGCGGGCGGCUACUGCUUCUCUGGUCGUAACGCUCAUGACACAUUCAACAGUUAUGGACCCAGUACGAAAUGCCGGCGCAACCUUGGAGGCCCUUGGGCUAACGAUGUUUACAGUAUCAGUGCACUUGUGCCUCCAAGACCUUGGCACGGGAAGAAAUUCGGUCAUGUUGGCUGUUACCGCGAUAAACACAUCCGAGCUCUGCCACUUCUCCUUGGAAGAUUCCGUGGAAGAGGCGCUGUUGAAAGGUGUUACCGCAAGGCCAACCGCCGCGGCUUCAGAGUGUUCUCUAUGCAGGCGCACAACGAGUGUCGGUCUGGCCCCACGGCUCAUAUCAGCUACUCUGUAUACAAUCGACGAGAAGUCUGUUCUCAAGGAAUGGGUGGCGGCUGGGCCAACGACGUUUAUGUGAUCCUGAGACGGGCUGGAACCCCAAGACAUGAACUCGGCAUCGGCAAUCGUAAGGUUCGCGACAGUGCUAUCAUCGCAUCGUCACAGUUUGACGGCAACCACCGAGCAAGCCUCGCCCGAUUGCGGUCAAGACAACGGGGUCAUCUUAAAGGGGCGUGGUCAGCAAGACUUAACAACCGCUACCAGUGGAUUCAGGUGGAUCUUACAAGGAGGGCACUCGUUCGGAUCAUCGCAACGCAAGGACGACAGGACUAUGACCAGUGGGUCAAAAGCUACACCCUGGGGUACAGUAACGACGGCAGGCACUUCAAGAGAUACCCAAGGGUGUUCCCCGGAAAUUUCGACAGGAACACGCUAGCUGUCCGCGUACUCAGGCCAAGGAUAUUUGCUCGGUUUGUCCGCAUCUACCCUCGUUCUUGGCACGGUCAUAUCUCCAUGAGGUUCGAGCUCUACGGAAGGCGAACAGCUCGCCCACGUCCCCGUCCUAGACCUAGACCGACCCACUUCGUGUACCACUACAGAAAUAUCGGGUGCUUCCGAGACACUGGCCGAAGAGCCUUGCCGGUCGUACUUGGGACUUUUUACGGCAAGAAAGAUGCCGUCAGGCAGUGCUUCAACUUGGCCUUUAGGAGAGGAUACCGAAUGUUUGCCCUUCAGAACGGCGGACAUUGUUUCUCAGGGCCCGAGGUUUACGCUACGUAUAGGAAGUACGGUGAAUACAACAAGUGCCGAAACUAUAGGGGAGGACCGUGGGCUAACGACGUCUACACCAUCAAUAUGGCUUAUCCACCUAAGAGCUGGCACGGCAAGCCUUUUGGUUGGCUGGGCUGUUAUCGUGAUAGGCACGUACGAGCUCUGCCUGUUCUUCUCGGAAGAUUCCGUGGACGCAAUGCCGUCAUGCGCUGUUACCACCAAGCCAACCGCCGCGGCUACAGAGUGUUCUCCAUGCAGGCGAACAACGAGUGUCGUUCUGGCCCAACGGCUCAUAGUUCUUACUCCGCCUGGGGACGGCGAGGAGGGUGUUCACAUUGGACCGGCGGUAACUGGGCUAACGACGUUUACCUUAUUCGAAAGCGAGCUGGAAUUGCAAGACCAGCCCUCGGCAUGGAGAGUCGUAAAAUCCCCAAUAAUGCAAUUAGCGCGUCUUCUCAAUGGGACCCCAACCACGGUCCUGAAAGGGCGCGUCUGCACAUCCGUAGGGGAAGAGGCAAGACUGGUGCUUGGUCAGCAAGACACAACAACCGUCGCCAGUGGAUCCAGAUUGAUCUGAGAUCUACUGCCAUCGUCCGUAUUAUCGCCACUCAAGGUCGGCAGGACCAUAAGCAGUGGGUCGAGAGUUACAAGGUGUCCUAUGGAGUCAAUGGCAAAAAUUGGAAGACCAUUGGCAAGGUAUUCACUGGAAAUACUGACCAGCAUACGGUUGUCUACCGUGUGUUCAGACCUCGAAUCAUAGCCCGCUAUGUGAGGAUUAAUCCUCGCAACUGGUAUAAACACAUUUCUAUGAGGAUUGAGCUCUAUGGAAAACGCAUUGGUGGAGGACGACCUGGUCCACUCCCAAGGCCUCCAAACACCGCCUACAUCCACCAUUAUACCAACAUCGGGUGCUUCCAAGAUAAUGGCAGACGAGCACUAUCCCACCAUCUAGGGAACUUUUACGGCAAAAGCAACGUUAUUGCGAUAUGCUACCGCCUAGCUUCCAGAAGAGGUUAUAAGAUGUUCUCUGUACAGAACGGUGGGCAGUGUUUCUCUGGUGGGAAUGCUCAUGCUACCUUCCGCAAAUAUGGGAAAUCCUCAAGUUGCCGCCACUACAAGGGAGGUCCAUGGGCCAACGAUGUUUAUAGCAUCAAGCCACUCCUGCCACCUGGGAAAUGGCACGGUAAACCAUUCGGCUGGAUCGGCUGUUAUCGUGAUAAGCACGUACGAGCUCUGCCUGUUCUUCUCGGAAGAUUCCGUGGACGCAACGCUGUCAUGCGCUGUUACCACCAAGCCAACCGCCGCGGCUACAGAGUGUUCUCCAUGCAGGCGCACAACGAGUGUCGGUCAGGCCCUAAGGCUCAUACCAGCUACUCCAUGUAUCGUCGACGCGGAGGCUGUUCACAUGGGACCGGUGGUAACUGGGCUAACGACGUUUAUGUCAUUUUGAGACGAGCUGGAGUGCCAAGAUCACCACUCGGUAUGGAAAAUAAGCGGAUUCCUAACAGAGCAAUAAAGGCUUCGUCUGCUUAUGAUAAUAACCACGCCCCCUACUUGGCGCGUUUGCACGCGAGACACAGAGGCCAUAGACAGCCUGCUUGGUCAGCUCGAACUAACAAUAACCACCAGUGGCUGCAGAUCGACCUUGGUGCCAAGGCUGUUAUUAAUGCUAUUGCGACUCAAGGCCGACACAAUUUUGACCAAUGGGUAACGAGCUACAGAUUGUCUUACGGAAAUAACGGACGUCAUUUCAAGGCCUAUCGACCGUUUGGACGAUUCAAGGUAUUCGCUGGAAAUUACGACCGAACGACAGUGGUUCCUCGUAUCCUGAGACCACCUAUAUUUGCACGCUAUGUUCGAAUCCACCCUAAGUCUUGGUUUGGUCAUAUCAGCAUGCGGGUGGAGCUGUACGGACGUCGUAGGGGAGGAGGGAACAACAAGAAUGUGUGUAGUCUCCCACUCAGGCCCGGUCGAUGCCGUGCACGCAUGGUCAUGUGGUUCUACAACAAGAGAACUGGACGCUGCCAGACUUUCAAUUAUGGAGGUUGUGGUGGCAACGGCAAUCGCUUCAGAUCCAGGCGCCAAUGCCAACGGCGUUGUGUGAAAGGCGGACCACAAAGUACCCGUUACAACCAUCACAUCAAUUUUAUGGGAUGCUUCCGUGAUCGCCACGUCAGAGCUCUUCCAGCUUAUUUGGGUAACUUCAAAGGCAAAAACUCUGUCAUCACUUGCUUCCGUAAGGCGUAUGCUAGAGGCUUUAGAGUGUUUGGCGUGCAGGCAGGGGGCCAUUGCUUCUCAGGAAAGUACGCUGCGAAUACAUAUUCGAAAUAUGGGAAGCAUAACCAAUGCCGAAACUAUAAAGGAGGCCAUUGGGCCAGUGAUGUAUACCGGAUCUCUCCAGUUCUUCCGACUAAACGAUGGCAUGCCAAGCCUUUCGGCUUCCUCGGCUGCUACCGCGACACGGGUGUACGAGCUCUGCCUGUUCUUCUCGGAAGAUUCCGCGGCCGUAAUGCAGUUCAGCGGUGUUACCACCAAGCCAACCGCCGCGGCUACAGAGUGUUCUCCAUGCAGGCGCACAUCGAGUGUUGGUCAGGUCCAACGGCCCACGUGACUUACUCCAUGUAUGGAAGAAGAGGGGGAUGUUCACACUGGACCGGCGGGAACUGGGCUAACGACGUCUAUAUUAUCUUAAGUAAAGCCGGGAUAUUCAGGAAAGCACUUGGUAUGCAAAAUGGUAGAAUCCCCAACAAUGCAAUUAGGGCGUCGUCCCAAUGGGACCGCAACCACGGUCCUGAAAGGGCGCGUCUGCACAUCCGUAAGAGAAGAGGCAAGACUGGUGCUUGGUCUGCAAGACACAACAACCGCCGCCAGUGGAUCCAGAUUGAUCUGAGAAGAAAAGCUAAUGUUUGGCUGAUUGCUACCCAGGGUCGUCAGGACUACCCUCAGUGGGUCACCACUUACACGGUCUCGUUUGGUAAUAAUGGCCGCCAUUGGCGUCCCUAUAACAUCGGUAGACAUACAAAGAUAUUCUCUGGCAAUUUUGAUCAAAACACCGUGGUAUAUCGAGCUCUUCGACCCGCGAUCCACGCCAGGUUUAUCCGUAUUCACCCUCUCACCUGGGUUAACCAUAUAUCCAUGAGGAUUGAGCUGUACGGAAGACGUGUUGGCCGCCCUGCUCCUCCUCCAGUUCCAAGACCACCCCCAACGAUCAGGGUUACAACGGGAGUCCGAGUGCGGGACAUCGGCUGCUACCGUGACACCGGUGCUCGUGCCAUUCCCCAAAUGGACGGACGUGACGUCAUCCUGAAGGACUACUAUCGCCGCCGUGCUGACGCUAUCAAGAAGUGCGCUCUGGUGGCUUUGAGAUACGGAUACAAAGUGUUUGCUGUACAACACGGUGGAUGGUGUGCUACCGGUAAACAUGCUCAUCGUACUUAUGCCAAAUAUGGCAAGUCCAACAGAUGCCGCAACGGCAAGGGUGGACCGUGGGCCAACACUGUCUACAGAGUACAUGGCAAGUGUCGACAGAAGUCCAACGAUGGACAUUGCUGCUCGUUCCCGUUCAUCUACCGCGGCCGCCGCUACAACAGCUGCACGAAAGCCGGCAGGCGGGACAGGCGACCCUGGUGCUCAUUGACCCCCAACUACGACAGAGACAGGAAGUUCGGAUUCUGUGGAGGUUUUGGAAUCCCGGUCACCAGAGGACUAAAUGCUGUGAGAAUAGGAUGUUUCCGUGACACCGGUCGCCGCGCCAUUCCACCAAUGGAGGGCAAGAGUAAGCUGCUCAAGGGCAGUUAUCCCAGGCGACGAUACGCGAUCCAGAAAUGCGCGCUUGUGGCUGCUAGACGCGGUUGGCGCAUUUUCGCUGUUCAAAACGGCGGCUGGUGUGCGACUAGCAGUAGAGCUCAUCUGACGUACAAACGAUAUGGACCAUAUAACAGAUGCAGAAAGGAUGGCAAAGGUGGACCCUGGGCCAACCAGGUCUACAAAUUGAAAGGUUCUUGCCGCAUAAGAACCACCAAGAACAACUGCUGCGUGUUCCCGUUCGUGUACCGCGGCAAACGCUUCAACAGCUGCACGCGAGCUCGGCACAACCGCCCCUGGUGUGCUAUAACUCCCAACUACGACGUCGAUAAACUCUGGGGCAAUUGCGCAGGGGGGAGAGCUCCACCUAGGAAGAUCACCCCUUCUGUAACCAUUCAACAUCUUGGCUGCUGGCGUGACACUGGUCACCGUGCGAUCCCUCAACUCGAUGGCAAGUUCGCGCUCAUUCGUGGAAACUAUCAAAGAAGACGCAAUGCAAUUCGUAGAUGCGCUCUGGUGGCCGCUCGUCUUGGAUACCGUGUGUUUGGUGUUCAAAACGGAGGCUGGUGUGCAUCAGGACCACGUGCACAGCACACGUACAGGAAAUACGGCAAAUCUAACAGAUGUCGCAACGGCAAGGGAGGACCUUGGGCAAACGACGUCUAUAGAGUUUCAGGAACUUGCAAACAGCGUACUACCAAAAGUGAAUGCUGUGUUUUCCCAUUCAUAUAUAAGGGAAGACGUUACAAUGCCUGUACUCGUAGAAACAGCAAACGAGGACCGUGGUGCUCUCUUACUAAUAACUACGACAAGGACAGGAAAUGGGGAUACUGCAGAGGGUACCCUCCAAAACCUAAACCGCCACCACGCCCAAGACCCACCCAAUAUAUUUACCGAUACUCUAUUGUUGGCUGCUUUAGAGACACUGGGAAGCGUGCGUUGCCCAAAUUGUUGGGUACUUUCUACGGGAAAAAAGAAGCCGUGAAAAUAUGCUACCGUUUAGCUUAUAGAAGUGGAUACCGAGUGUUCUCAGUUCAAAAUGGCGGUCAGUGCUUCUCGGGACGUUUUGCUCACUCAACCUACGAUCUUUACGGACGUUCUAGAAAUUGCCGAAAUUUCAAAGGGGGACCCUGGGCUAAUGAUGUCUACAGCAUAAGAUUAGUACAACCUCCAAAACGAUGGCACGGCAAGCCAUUCGGUUGGCUCGGCUGCUACCGCGACACGGGUGUACGAGCUCUGCCUGUUCUUCUCGGAAGAUUCCGUGGACGCAAUGCUGUCAUGCGCUGUUACCACCAAGCAAACCGCCGCGGCUACAAAGUGUUCUCCAUGCAGGCGCACAACGCGUGUCGGUCAGGCCCUAAGGCUCAUACUAGCUACUCCAUGUAUGGUCGACGAGGAGGUUGUUCACACUGGACCGGCGGUGGCUGGCGUAACGACGUGUACAUGAUCUUAAAGCGAGGUGGCAAGCCAAGGCGACCUCUUGGAAUGGAAAACAAAAGGAUUCCCAAUGGCGCUAUCCGCGUGUCCUCUCAAUGGGAUCGCAACCACGGCCCCGCUAACGCCCGUCUGAACAAACGUAAACAAGGUCGCCGCAUUGGAGCAUGGUCAUCGAGAGCUAUUAAUCUCAAACAAUGGAUUCAGGUCGACUUUAGGAGAUUGACAACUGUACGGUGGAUAGCUACCCAGGGAAGACACGACCUGGACCAGUGGGUCAAGAGCUACCGCGUUGAAUUUGGAAACGACGGACGCCGGUUCUGGCCGUACAGACAAGGACGCCGUAUUAAGGUGUUUGCUGGCAACUUUGACAGGAACACAGUAGUGACCCGUCUCUUCAAACCCGCCAUUCGCGCUCGUUUCAUCCGAAUCAACCCGCGCUCUUGGUAUCAUCACAUCUCUAUGAGACUUGAGUUCUACGGAAGGCGAUUUGGACGUCCCCGUCCAAGUCCUCCUCCGCGACCCAUCCCGUGUCCCAUGCCACGCCCUCCUCCGCGUAAAUCCCAGUACAUCCGUCAUUACACAAUUCUCGGAUGCUUCCGAGAUAAAGCUCAUAGAGCUAUCACGCGACUCCUGGGCGUGUUCUAUGGGAAGAGCGAUGCUGUGCACAGAUGUUACAAGCUGGCCGCUCGUAGAGGUUACAAGAUGUUUGCUGUCCAAAAUGGAGGGCAGUGCUUCUCAGGGCCUCGCGCACACGUCACAUACCGUAAAUACGGGAGAUACGACAAGUGCAGAAACUUUAAGGGAGGACCUUGGGCCAACAAUGUCUACACGAUCAAUACACUUCAACCUCCAAAACAAUGGCACGGCAAGCCUUUUGGUUGGCUCGGAUGCUAUCUUGAUAGGCACGUACGAGCUCUGCCUGUUCUUCUCGGAAGAUUCCGUGGACGCAACGCUGUCAUGCGCUGUUACCGCCAAGCCAACCGCCGAGGCUACAGGGUGUUCUCCAUGCAGGCGCACAACGCGUGUCGGUCAGGCCCUAAGGCUCAUACCAGCUACUCCAUGUAUGGUCGACGAGGAGGCUGUUCACACUGGACCGGCGGUGGCUGGCGUAACGACGUCUACGUUAUUCUCUCGAGAGUGGGUAUCCCAAGACCCGCCCUGGGCAUGCAGAGUCGUAAAAUCCCCAACAAUGCAAUUCGCGCGUCGUCUCAAUGGGACCGCAACCACGGUCCUGAAAGGGCGCGUCUGCACAUCCGUCGUGGAAGAGGCAAGACUGGUGCUUGGUCAGCGAGACGCAACAACCGUUACCAGUGGAUCCAGAUUGACCUGAGAAGCAGAGCGGUUAUCAAGUUGAUCGCUACCCAAGGGCGACAGGAUUUGGACCAAUGGGUAGAGAGCUAUGAUAUCUUCUACAGCAACAAUGGACGGAACUUUAAAAGAUACCCAAGGAUAUUCGCUGGUAACUUCGAUCGACAUACCGUGGUUACACGCAUCAUUCGCCCUGCCAUCCGUGCUCGCUUCAUCCGAAUCCACCCCCGCAAUUGGUAUGGGCACAUUUCAAUGAGAAUCGAGCUUUACGGGAAACGAGGACGCCCUGGAGUAAUACCCAAACCACGGCCUAAGCCAUCAUGCUACAUAUACCGCUUCUCUUUCGUGGGCUGUUUCAAUGACCGUAGAAGUAGGGCUCUCAGGACCUACCUUGGAUUCAAACGCGGAAAGGAUGCCGCCCAACAGUGCUACAACGCCGCUGUUAAACGAGGCUUCAGGAUGUUCUCUUUGCAAGCUGGUGGGCACUGCUUUUCUGGACACAACGCUCAUGCCACGUACCGUAAAUACGGUCGAUCCAGAAAGUGCCGUAACUAUAAGGGAGGACAUUGGGCCAACGACGUCUACAGCAUCAAUAUCAUGCUUGUCCCCGGGCGGUGGUUCAACAAGCCAUUCGGCUUCCUCGGCUGCUACCGCGACACUGGUGUACGAGCUCUGCCUGUUCUGCUUGGAAGAUACCGUGGACGAAAUGCUGUCAUGCGCUGUUACCACCAAGCCAACCGCCGCGGCUACAGAGUGUUCUCCAUGCAGGCGCACAACGAGUGUCGGUCAGGCCCCACGGCCCACGUGACUUACUCCAUGUAUGGAAGACGAGGGGGAUGUUCACACUGGACCGGCGGGAACUGGGCUAACGACGUCUAUGUCAUCUUAUCUCGAGCUGGUGUUCGCCGACAGCCUCUUGGUAUGCAAAACCGGCGUAUUCCUUCCAUAUCCAUUCGCGCUUCGUCACAAUGGGACCGUAACCACGCACCGGCAUUUGCCCGACUCCACCAGAGAAGGACCGGCCACCGCAUAGGGGCGUGGUCUGCCAAACGAAAUAACCGCAACCAAUGGUUACAGAUUGACCUGAGGAGGAAAACUCGCGUAUCGCUCAUCUCCACCCAGGGUCGCCAGGACCUGAACCAGUGGGUCACGAGCUACCGCUUGUCAUAUGGAAAUAAUGGCCGUAGAUUCUAUCCCUACAAAAUUCGUGGUAGAUCUAGGAUCUUCGCGGGUAACUAUGAUAGGAAUACCGUAGUAACUCGUGUUUUGCAACCCGUGAUCCGCGCCCGCUUUAUACGGAUUCAUCCUCUUACCUGGUUUAAACACGUGUCCAUGAGAGUUGAGUUGUACGGACGUCCUAUUGGCGGUUUUCCACCUCGCCCAGUUCCCCGACCUCCGCCAAGCAUCCGCGUUACUACUGGGGUCAAAGUGCGUGACAUCGGCUGCUACCGUGACACCGGUGCUCGUGCCAUUCCCCAAAUGGACGGACGUGACGUCAUCCUGAAGGACUACUAUCGCCGCCGUGCUGACGCUAUCAAGAAGUGCGCUCUGGUGGCUUUGAGAUACGGAUACAAAGUGUUUGCUGUACAACACGGUGGAUGGUGUGCUACCGGUAAAAAUGCUCAUCGUACUUAUGCCAAAUAUGGCAAGUCCAACAGAUGCCGCAACGGCAAGGGUGGACCGUGGGCCAACACUGUCUACAGAGUACAUGGCAAGUGUCGACAGAAGACCAACGAUGGCCAUUGCUGCUCGUUCCCGUUCAUCUACCGCGGCCGCCGCUACAACAGCUGCACGAAAGCCGGCAGGCGGGACAGGCGACCCUGGUGCUCAUUGACCCCCAACUACGACAGAGACAGGAAGUUCGGAUUCUGUGGAGGACUUCGUGUGCACAUCAGCAAAGGACUAAAGGCCAUUAGCAUCGGAUGCUUCCGUGACACCGGUCGCCGCGCCAUUCCACCAAUGGAGGGCAAGAGUAAGCUGCUCAAGGGCAGUUACCCCAGGCGACGAUACGCGAUCCAGAAAUGCGCGCUUGUUGCUGCUAGACGCGGAUGGCGCGUGUUCGCUGUUCAAAAUGGCGGCUGGUGUGCGACUAGCAGUAGAGCUUAUCUGACGUACAAACGAUAUGGAAAAUACAACAGAUGCAAAAAGGAUGGCAAAGGUGGACCCUGGGCCAACCAGGUGUACAGGCUCAAAGGUUCUUGCCGCAUAAGAACCACCAAGAACAACUGCUGCGUGUUCCCGUUCGUGUACCGCGGCAAACGCUUCAACAGCUGCACGCGAGCUCGGCACAACCGCCCCUGGUGUGCUAUAACUCCCAACUACGACGUCGAUAAACUCUGGGGCAAUUGCGCAGGGGGGAGAGCUCCACCUAGGAAGAUCACCCCUUCUGUAACCAUUCAACACCUUGGCUGCUGGCGAGACACUGGUCGCCGUGCGAUCCCUCAACUCGAUGGCAAGUUCGCGCUCAUUCGUGGAAACUAUCAAAGAAGACGCAAUGCAAUUCGUAGAUGCGCUUUGGUGGCCGCUCGCCUUGGAUACCGUGUGUUUGGUGUUCAAAACGGAGGCUGGUGUGCAUCAGGACCACGUGCACAGCACACGUACAGGAAAUACGGCAAAUCUAAUAAAUGUCGCAACGGCAAGGGAGGACCUUGGGCGAACGACGUCUAUAGAGUUUCAGGAACUUGCAAACAACGUACUACCAAGGGUGAAUGCUGUGUGUUUCCAUUCAUAUACAAGGGAAGACGUUACAAUGCCUGUACUCGUAGAAACAGCAAACGAGGACCGUGGUGCUCCCUUACUAAUAACUACGACAAAGACAGGAAAUGGGGAUACUGCAGAGGGUACCCUCCAAAACCUAAACCGCCACCACGCCCAAAACCUCGUCCAAACACGCCUAUUUACCACUACACCAUCGUUGGUUGCUACAAAGACAAAUCACGAAGGGCGAUGGGAAAACAUAUAGCAUCCUUCCAUGGAAAGAAGAACGCAGUUCAUAGAUGCUUUAGGCUUGCACGUGCAAGAGGAUAUAAGAUGUUCUCUUUACAAGCCGGAGGCCAGUGCUUCACUGGACCCGACGCUCAUGUCACCUACAGACGAUAUGGCCGCUCCAGUAAAUGUCGCGGCUACAAGGGAGGAAACUGGGCUAACGAUGUCUACAGUAUCAACAUAGUUCUUCCGCCUAAACGAUGGAAGCGAAAGCCAGUCGGUUGGCUCGGCUGCUUCCGCGACACGAGCGUACGGGCUCUGCCUAUUCUUCUCGGAAGAUUCCGUGGACGUAAUGCGGUCAUGCGCUGUUACCACCAAGCCAACCGCCGCGGCUACAGAGUGUUCUCCAUGCAGGCGCACAACGAUUGUCGGUCAGGCCCCACGGCCCACGUGACUUACUCCAUGUAUGGAAGACGAGGGCGAUGUUCACACUGGACCGGCGGGAACUGGGCUAACGACGUCUAUGUCAUCCUAUCGCGAGUUGGAGUCCGCGACCAGGCGAUUGGGAUGCAAAGUAGAUACAUUCCAGACAGAUCCAUCCGGGCUUCGUCUCAAUGGGACCGCAACCACGGUCCUGAAAGGGCGCGUCUGCACAUCCGUAAGGGAAGAGGCAAGACUGGUGCUUGGUCAGCAAGACACAACAACCGCCGCCAGUGGAUUCAGAUUGACCUGAGACGAAGAUAUGUCAUAACGAUGAUCUCAACUCAAGGCCGACAGGAUUAUAAUCAGUGGGUUGAAAGCUACCGUGUAAUGUACGGCAACAGUCCUCGUAGACUCCGUUUAUAUAAACGUGGGAAGGCAUUCGCUGGUAACUACGACCGUCAUACCGUAGUAACACGCGUCUUCCGCCCAGCUAUCCGUGCUCGCUUCAUCCGAAUCCAGCCUCUGAAAUGGUACAGUCACGUCUCCAUGAGGACUGAACUGUACGGAAAACCUAUUAAACCCCCGAAGCCAGUACCCCCUAAACCAGGACCACGCCCCCUGCCACCGAUCCGCAAAACACACUACAUCCACCAUUAUACCAUCAUUGGAUGUUACCGUGAUACCCGCAAGCGCGCCUUGUCCAGAUAUUUCGGUAACUUCAAGGGCAAGCGAGAUGCCGUUGAAAGGUGUUUCCGAAUCGCACAGCACAGGGGCUAUAGAAUGUUCUCGGUUCAAGCAGGGGGCUAUUGUUUCUCUGGACCAAACGCCCAUGCCAAUUACAACCGUUACGGCCGGUCCAGAAACUGCCGAGGUUACAAGGGCGGCAGCUGGGCUAACGACGUCUACGCGAUAAACACACUACUGCCUCCAAGACGUUGGAAGGGCAAGCCAUUCGGCUUCCUCGGCUGCUACCGUGACACUCGCGUACGAGCUCUGCCUGUCCUUCUCGGAAGAUUCCGUGGACGUAAUGCGGUUCAGCGCUGUUAUCACCAAGCCAACCGCCGCGGCUACAAAGUAUUUUCCAUGCAAGCGCACAACGAGUGUCGGUCAGGCCCUAAGGCUCAUACCAGCUACUCCAUGUAUGGUCGACGAGGAGGCUGUUCACACUGGACCGGCGGUAGCUGGGCUAACGACGUUUAUGUCAUUUUGAGGCGAGCUGGCAACCCCGUGCCUGCCUUUGGAAUGGCAAACAAAAGAAUCUCCAAUAAGGCAAUUCGCGCCUCGUCCCAAUGGGACCGCAACCACGGUCCUGAAAGGGCGCGUCUGCACAUCCGUAAGAGAAGAGGCAAGAUUGGUGCUUGGUCUGCAAGACACAACAACCGUCGCCAGUGGAUCCAGAUUGACUUGAGAAGGAGGUCGCAUGUUCUUAUGAUCUCGACUCAGGGUCGACAGGACCUAGCACAGUGGGUCACUAGUUACACCAUAUCGUACAGUAAUACCGGCAAAAGGUUCAACACCUAUCGAACCCGUCAAGGGGUCAGGGUAUUUGUAGGAAACUACGACAAAAACACCGUGGUUACACGAGUUCUCCGACCGAUCAUUAAGGCUCGCUUUAUCCGCAUCAACCCCCGUACAUGGUAUCGUCACAUCUCUAUGAGACUGGAACUCUACGGUCGAAACAUUGGCAUUAUCCUUCCUCCUCGGCCACCCCCACUCCGUUCACCUUAUGUGUACCGCUUCUCUAUUGUCGGCUGCUUCCGCGAUAAACGCAGACGUGCUCUUCCGAGAUACUUCGGCCAUUUCCAUGGAAAGAACGCCGUGAAGCAGUGCUACAAGCGUGCGAUUAGGUACGGCUACCGAAUGUUCGGAGUGCAAGCUGGAGGGCAAUGCUUCUCUGGAGGGAAAGCUCACAUCAGGUACCGUAAAUACGGUCGAUCCAGAAAGUGCCGUAACUACAAGGGAGGCAUCUGGGCCAACGACGUCUACAGCAUCAGGCUAGUUUUACCACCUAAAAGAUGGCACGGCAAGCCAUUCGGCUGGCUCGGCUGUUAUCGUGAUAUGCACGUACGGGCUCUGCCGGUUCUGCUUGGAAGAUUCCGUGGACGCAACGCUGUCAUGCGCUGUUACCGCCAAGCCAACCGCCGAGGCUACAGAGUGUUCUCCAUGCAGGCGCACAACGAGUGUCGGUCAGGCCCUAAGGCUCAUACCAGCUACUCCAUGUAUGGUCGACGCGGAGGCUGUUCACAUUGGACCGGUGGUAACUGGGCUAACGACGUGUACAUUAUUCUUAAACGAGCUGGUCCCCGAAGAGAUGCUCUCGGUAUGCAGAGUGGUAAGAUACCAAACGGCGCGAUCAGGGCGUCAUCUAAAUGGGACCGCAACCACGGUCCUGAAAGGGCCCGUUUACACAUCCGUAAGGGAAGAGGCAAGAUUGGUGCUUGGUCAGCAAGACAGAACAACCGUCGCCAGUGGCUCCAGAUCGACUUGAGAAGAGUCUCACGAAUCACGAUGAUCGCCACCCAGGGUCGUCAAGAUCUUGACCAGUGGGUGGAGGCCUACAAAUUGUCAUACAGCCUUAACGGAAGAAGGUUCAUGUGGUAUCGCAAAAAAUUUGCUGCCAACUUCGAUCGUAACACCGUUGUGACAAGGGUCUUGAAGCCCGUCAUACACGCACGCUUCCUCAGAAUUCACCCCCGCAAUUGGUAUAGACAUAUCUCUAUGAGGAUCGAGCUCUAUGGUAAACGCAACCGAUUUGUCGGCAAUAUUUGUAACCUGCCAAUGAGCGUCGGACGUUGCCGGGCCCUCAUGUGGAUGUGGUAUUACAACAAGAAGAAGGGUCGAUGUAUUCGCUUCGCUUACGGUGGCUGUGGCGGAAACCCGAACCGUUUCAAAACCAAGAAGGCAUGCGAACGCCGCUGUAUGAGAGGUCCAAAACCCAAGCCCAAGCGGUAUGUGCACCAUUUCAAGAUUGUAGGUUGCUUCAAAGAUACGAGAAGACGAGCGCUGCGUAAGUAUCUGGGUCAUCUCCGAGGCAAGAACGCAGUAGAGCAAUGUUUUAGGAAGGUUAUGAAACGAGGCUACAGAAUGUUCUCAAUGCAAGGCGGAGGGCAUUGCUUCACUGGAGCUAACGCUCAAGCGACGUACAGACGAUAUGGCCGCUCCAACAGAUGCCGUAAUUAUAAGGGAGGAAACUGGGCUAACGACGUCUACAGCAUUAACUUAGCUCUUCCGCCUAAACGCUGGAGACGUCAACCAUUCGGCUGGCUCGGCUGCUAUCGUGAUAGGCACGUACGAGCUCUGCCUGUUCUGCUCGGAAGAUUCCGUGGACGUAAUGCGGUUAAGCGCUGUUACCACCAAGCAAACCGCCGCGGCUAUACAGUGUUCUCCAUGCAGGCGCACAUCGAGUGUUGGUCAGGCCCCACAGCUCACAACACGUACUCGAUGUAUGGUCGACGAGGAGGCUGUUCAAGAUGGAAGGGUGGCGGAUUUGCUAACGACGUAUAUAUCAUACUAAAACGAGCCGGCAAGCCCGCCCGUGCUCUAGGUGUUCAAAGCGGAAAGGUCCGUGUCAGGGACUUGUCUGCUUCAUCUGAGUGGGACCGCUGGCAUGCCGCUCACCGGGCGCGCCUUCAUAUUCGUAGGCGGGGUCACUGGCGGGGUGCAUGGUCUGCCAAGCACAAUAACCGCCGCCAGUGGCUUCAGGUCGACCUUGUUGGGCCCGCUGGUAUAACAAUGGUCGCCACUCAGGGGCGUCAAGAUUACUCGCAAUGGGUCGAGAGCUACACUUUGAAGUACGGAAGAAGUCCUGGUCGUCUUAGGCCGUAUACAGUUGGCCGUAGACUAAAGGUUUUUGCCGGUAACUACGACAGACACACUGUUGUCGUCCGACGUCUAAGACCACCCAUCUUGGCGAGGUACAUCCGCUUCUAUCCUCUCAGCUGGCAUGGCCAUAUCUCCAUGAGGGUAGAGCUCUACGGGAAAAGACUCAAAAAUCCUGGAAUAAAACCACCUCCUCGACCACCUCGCUUCAUCUACCACUACACCAUAGUAGGCUGCUUCAGAGACAAGCGACAACGAGCUCUCAAGCACUUUUUAGGCUUUAUAAAGAAGAACCCCAUCCAAGAGUGCUACAAGCGUGCGUACUCCAGGGGCUACAGAAUGUUCUCGGUGCAGGCCGGUGGACACUGCUUCUCUGGACGUAACGCUCAUGUGACCUACGCAAAAUACGGACCAUACGACAAGUGCAGAAACUACGUGGGAGGAAUCUGGGCCAACAACGUCUACACCAUCAAUAUAGUUAUUCCACCGCGAAAAUGGUACAAAAAGCCAUUCGGCUGGAUCGGCUGUUAUCGUGAUAUGCACGUACGAGCGCUGCCUGUUCUGCUCGGAAGAUUCCGCGGCCGUAAUGCAGUUCAGCGCUGUUACCACCAAGCCAACCGCCGCGGUUACAAAGUGUUCUCCAUGCAGGCGCACAACGAGUGUCGGUCAGGCCCCACGGCCCACGUGACUUACUCUGUGUAUGGGAGACGAGGGGGAUGUUCACACUGGACCGGCGGGAACUGGGCUAAUGAUGUCUACGUUAUUCUAUCAAAGGCCGGACGUCGAAGGACUCCUCUAGGAAUGGAAAACGGACGAAUCCGUAGCCAAGACAUCCGCGCUUCGUCACAAUGGGACCGCAACCACGCUCCAUACCUUGCUCGUCUCCAUAUGAAGCGAGGAAGACGUACUAUUGGCGCUUGGUCUGCCAGACACAACAGACGCGGUCAGUGGAUCCAGGUUGAUCUGCGCAGGCGCGCUGUCAUCCGCAUGAUCGCCACCCAGGGUCGCCAGGACCUUAACCAAUGGGUGACAAGCUACAAGAUCUAUUACGGAAACAAUGGCCGCAACUGGGUUGCUUACCCCAAUGUAUUUGCUGGCAACUAUGACAGGAACACAGUGGUAAACCGCGUCUUCAAGCGAGCUAUUCGGGCCAGGUUCAUCCGAAUUUACCCGCAGUCUUGGCACAAACACAUGUCUUUAAGAUUCGAGCUCUACGGUCGGCGUAUAGGAGCUCCUCCACGUCCAAAGCCCAAGCCAAAACCACCAACGAUUAAAGUAGCUACUGGAGUAAGAGUGCGUGACAUCGGCUGCUACCGUGACACCGGUCGCCGCGCCGUUCCCCAAAUGGACGGACGUGACGUCAUCCUGAAGGACUACUACCGCCGCCGUGCUGACGCUAUCAAGAAGUGCGCUCUGGUGGCUUUGAGAUACGGAUACAAAGUGUUUGCUGUACAACACGGUGGAUGGUGUGCUACCGGUAAAAAUGCUCAUCGUACUUAUUCCAAAUAUGGCAAGUCCAACAGAUGCCGCAACGGCAAGGGAGGACCGUGGGCCAACACUGUCUACAGAGUACAUGGAAACUGCCGACAGAAGACCAACGAUGGACAUUGCUGCUCGUUCCCGUUCAUCUACCGCGGCCGCCGCUACAACAGCUGCACGAAAGCCGGCAGGCGGGACAGGCGACCCUGGUGCUCAUUGACCCCCAACUACGACAGAGACAGGAAGCUCGGAUUCUGUGGAGGACGACGUGUUCCAGUCACCAGAGGACUUGUUGCCGUAAGCAUCGGAUGUUUCCGUGACACCGGCCGCCGCGCCAUUCCACCAAUGGAGGGCAAGAGUAAGCUGCUCAAGGGCAGUUACCCCAGGCGACGAUACGCGAUCCAGAAAUGCGCGCUUGUGGCUGCUAGACGCGGAUGGCGCGUGUUCGCUGUUCAAAACGGCGGCUGGUGUGCGACUAGCAGUAGAGCUCAUCUCACGUACAGACGAUAUGGACCAUAUAACAGAUGCAGAAAGGAUGGCGAAGGUGGACCCUGGGCCAACCAGGUGUACAGUUUGCGAGGAUCUUGCAGAGUAAGAACAACCAAAGGCAACUGCUGUGUUUUCCCGUUCGUUUAUCGCGGCAAACGGUACAACAGCUGCACCAUGACGAGACAUAAUAGGCCUUGGUGUGCAAUUACCCCAAGCUACGAUGUUGACAGAUUGUGGGGCAACUGUCCAGGACGUGUGGCUCAACCAGUCAAGAUAACACCAUCAAUCACAAUUGAACACCUUGGCUGCUGGCGAGACACUGGUCGCCGUGCGAUCCCUCAACUCGAUGGCAAGUUCGCGCUCAUUGGUGGAAACUAUCAAAGAAGACGCAAUGCAAUUCGUAGAUGCGCUUUGGUGGCCGCUCGCCUUGGAUACCGUGUGUUUGGUGUUCAAAACGGAGGCUGGUGUGCAUCAGGACCACGUGCACAGCACACGUACAGGAAAUACGGCAAAUCUAACAAAUGUCGCAACGGCAAGGGAGGACCUUGGGCGAACGACGUCUAUAGGGUUUCAGGAACUUGCAAGCAACGCACAACGAAGGGUGAAUGCUGCGUCUUCCCGUUUGUGUACAAAAAGAGGCUGUACUCUUCUUGCACCACGGUCAACAGCAAGCGCGGUGCGUGGUGCGCAACAACAAGCAAUUACGACAAAGACAGGAAAUGGGGAUACUGUCGUGGUGUCCGACCCCCAAGACCUCGCCCACGUCCCAAAGGCCGCUUCAUUAAACAUUACACCAUCGUUGGCUGCUUCAAUGACAGGCAUCGUCGUGCUCUGAAAGCAAAACUGGGUUACUUCAGAGGAAGGAAUGCUGUCCAGAGGUGUUACAAUGAGGCCGUCAGACGAGGCUUCAGGAUGUUUGCCGUCCAAGCCGGGGGACAUUGUUUCUCUGGAAGAAACGCACACCUAACCUUUAGACGAUAUGGCCCAUCAAGGGCAUGUCGAAACUUCAAGGGAGGUCGAUGGGCAAAUGAUGUCUACAGCAUAACUAAACUUAUCCCUCCUCGAAGAUGGAAGCGCAAGCCAUUCGGCUUCCUUGGAUGCUACCGUGAUAGACACGUACGAGCUCUGCCUGUUCUUCUCGGAAGAUUCCGCGGGCGCAAUGCUGUCAUGCGCUGUUACCACCAAGCAAACCGCCGAGGCUACAAAGUGUUCUCCAUGCAGGCGCACAACGAGUGUCGGUCAGGCCCUAAGGCUCAUAAUUCUUACUCCGCCUGGGGUCGAAAAGGAGGCUGUUCACGCUGGACCGGCGGUAGCUGGAGAAACGAUGUCUAUGUUAUCCUGAAGCGAGCUGGCCGGCCUUUCUCACCUCUCGGAAUGGAGAAUGGCUUUAUUCCAAACAACGCCAUUCGCGCUUCUUCUAAGUGGGAUCGAAACCAUGGGCCAGAAAACGCUCGACUCAACAGGCGCAGACGAGGUCGCAAGACCGGAGCAUGGUCUUCCAGGGGAUUAAACCGCAACCAAUGGAUUCAGAUCGAUCUUCGACGUACUACCCUCAUCAAAAUGAUCUCGACGCAAGGGCGACAGGACCAUAGUCAGUGGGUGACAAGCUAUAGCGUGGAGUACAGCCAGGACGGCAAGGUCUUCCGCCCCUACAAACGUAACAAGGUCUUUGCUGGCAACUUCAACAGAAACACUGUUGUUACCCAUAUAUUCAGACCGGCUAUCAAAGCCCGCUUUAUCAAGGUUAGACCCAUCCGUUGGUACGGCCACAUCUCCAUGAGGCUCGAGUUGUAUGGAAAACGUAUUGGUGGUCUACCAAAACCGAAGCCCAAACCUCGGCCAAGACCACCACCUCGAAUUACCAUCACCACCGGAGUGAAGGUGCGUGACGUCGGCUGCUACCGUGACACCGGUCGCCGCGCCGUUCCCCAAAUGGACGGACGUGACGUCAUCCUGAAGGACUACUACCGCCGCCGUGCUGACGCUAUCAAGAAGUGCGCUCUGGUGGCUUUGAGAUACGGAUACAAAGUGUUUGCUGUACAACACGGUGGAUGGUGUGCUACCGGUAAAAAUGCUCAUCGUACUUAUGCCAAAUAUGGCAAGUCCAACAGAUGCCGCAACGGCAAGGGAGGACCAUGGGCCAACACUGUCUACAAAGUACAAGGUAAAUGUAAGCAGAGGACAACAGACCGCCAUUGCUGCUCGUUCCCGUUCAUCUACCGCGGCCGCCGCUACAACAGCUGCACGAAAGCCGGCAGGCGGGACAGGCGACCCUGGUGCUCAUUGACCCCCAACUACGACAGAGACAGGAAGCUCGGAUUCUGCUCAGGGAAAACGCGCCCUAAGCCUAGACCAAAACCACAACCACGACCGCGUCCAUCAUUCAACGUUCAUCACUACACUAUCGUUGGCUGCUUCAAGGACACGCGCCGAAGGGCACUGAGAACAUAUCUGGGUCACUUCAGAGGAAAGAAUGCUGUCCAGAGGUGUUACAUUGCGGCUGUCAGACAAGGCUUCAGGAUGUUUGCCGUCCAAGCUGGGGGACACUGUUUCUCUGGACGCAGCGCGCAUCUCACGUUUGGACGUUAUGGCCCAUCUAAUAGAUGCCGUCACUUUACCGGAGGUCCAUGGGCAAAUGAUGUUUACAGUAUCAGCAUUGUCGUUCCGCCUCGACGCAAGUGGGGUGGUAGACCCUACGGUUCCCUCGGCUGUUAUCGCGAUAGGCACAUACGAGCUCUGCCCGUACUACUUGGGAGGUUCCGCGGACGUGGCGCAGUCAGGAGGUGUUACCGCAAGGCCAAUCGCCGCGGCUACAGAGUGUUCUCUAUGCAGGCGCACAACGAGUGUCGGUCUGGCCCAACCGCCCACAAUAGCUACUCCGCUUGGGGGCUAAAGCGAGGCUGUUCUCGUGGAACUGGUGGUAACUGGCGAAACGACGUUUAUGUUAUUCAUGCAAGAGUUCGUAUUCGAGGUAAGCCGCUCGGGCUCGCAAAUGGUCGCAUCCGUAACCGUGCAAUCACCGCUAAAUCUCGGUGGGAUCGCAAUCAUGGACCGGAACGUGGCCGCCUUAACCAGCGACGAGGAGGAGGGAAAGUCGGGGCGUGGUGUGCCCGCCGUAAUAACCGCAAUCAAUGGAUUCAAGUGGAUCUUGGGCGCCGCCACAUUGUUACCCUCAUUUCUACUCAGGGUCGCCAGGACUACGACCAGUGGGUGACCAGUUACUUCGUCAAGUACAGUAACGAUGGGCGGAAAUUUAGGGAAUACAAAAGACACGGUCGUACAAAGAUCUUUGCUGGUAACUUUGACCGAAAUACGAUUAUCACACGUUCAUUACGACCUGCUAUUCGCUCACGUUACAUCCGCAUCAAACCAUAUACCUGGGUUGGCCAUAUUUCAUUAAGAUUCGAGCUCUACGGCAAGAUCGACACCUCAGUCCGACCACCAAAACCGCGACCUCGACCUCGACCACUUCCAAUUGUUCCUGGACCGAGCAGCAUCGGGGUUACUGCCGAUAUCGCCUUCCUCGUCGACAGCUCUGCUAAGACGGGCCGCAGCAAUUUCCACCUCGAGAAGAUGUUCAUUAAAUCCAUCACUCGACGAUUCACCAUCAACCGACACCACUCUCAUGUGGGCGUAGUGUCGUACACCUCUCGCCCGAGCCUACAAAUGCGCUUUAACCAGUACAACUCAGUCACGGAGGUCAACCGUGCUGUCGACCGCAUGCGCUUUUCCGGUGGCCGUGGAAGACGUGUUGAUCUCGCCGUCAGGUCCUCCUACAACUGGUUCUUCAACAGAGGGCCAAGCUUCCCGUUCGUGCGUAAGAUUUUGGUCGUCGUUGUCAAUGGAAGACAGACUGGGCGCAGUGUGUUCAUGUUUAACCGCAUGAGAUCACUCUUUGCACGAAAGAAUGUCAAGGUGUUCGUCGUUGGAGUUGGUGGAGUCGACCAGAGGUAUCUGAGACCACUCACUUACAGAAACAGGCACGUGUAUGUGGUAAGGAACUUCAGGAGCUUGGUAGCAAAGGCUGGCACGAUCGCAAAGGCUAUCCACAGUGAAAUGAACAUCGCGAACGAGCUGUACCAGCGAAUGAGACUCCCAAAGCCCGAGGCCACUCAACAACAAGUGACCUACUUCGAUAAACCCCUGCCGAAUGCUACCGUAAUAAGUACUCCGGUCAACGGCACUCACAUGGCAUAAACCGCCACACAGAGAAAUAGAAAAAAAGCCCCUAGGAACGGAUACAGGAAAAAAGAAUGUACGGAUCAUUUGAUCUAACUUUUGCUUUCUAGAAAGCGUGUCAAAUCUCUAAGAAAUGUAGUUGACAGUUCUUUAAUUUAGGUAUAUCAGUGUAAGUGACCUAGUAUUUCAUUUCACUUGAUACACGUUCCUUAUCGAAAUUAGUAUACGCCUCCGAAAUGGUGGCUAGUUGAUAAAAACCAUAUGAUUGAUUGACUUCCUCACGACUGGGCUUGACCUUCUGAGAUAGUAAAAGAGUGUAAAGUUAAGUGGGUUGUAUAGCACACUAUAGGCACUUUCAAAUUGUUUUAUGUUGGAUGUAAUACCUAAAUUACUAUCCAGCUCUCAGUUUUUGGUUGCCCUUUUGUGCCACUGACUUUGUAACUGUACUGUUAGAAUAUAGGCAAAUGCCUUGACUUUAUAAAGCAAGAAUAAAGAAGCUAUGCAUUCCA
Molecule: messenger RNA, 24452 nt
Organism: Nematostella vectensis (starlet sea anemone)
Lineage: Eukaryota; Metazoa; Cnidaria; Anthozoa; Actiniaria; Edwardsiidae
Exons: 102
Coding region: 85-23961 (7958 amino acids)
Molecular function (GO): serine-type endopeptidase inhibitor activity
Source: RefSeq, a predicted model, not a curated record